This is a messenger RNA of Podarcis lilfordi (Lilford's wall lizard), 5327 nucleotides long. NCBI's taxonomy places the organism in Eukaryota, Metazoa, Chordata, Lepidosauria, Squamata, Lacertidae. The record is from the annotation of a GenBank genome assembly.
AUGGGCAGGACAUAUAUAAACUCGGGGUGUGUAGGCGCCUUCCGCCAUUUUGUCCAGUGCGACGAAGUGGGAGAGGCGGCGGAAUCGAGUCUUGGCGGGAAAACGGGCGACGCAGCGAUCGAGCUCGGUGGCUGAGGGGCGAGAAGCGAGGGAGACUGCGGAGGCGACCGAAAAAUAAUAAUCAUAAAACCGUGUAGCGGUUACUCGCGAGAGUCGGUCACACUCCUGGCCCGGCAGCCGGUGAGGGAGGGGCUUGGUCGGGAUGGAAGGCCUCGCGGUUGCGGCAGCGGACAAAGAGCCGCCGCCAUUUUGUGUGGUUGAAAUAACGUCAGGUCUCCCGCCGGGAUGUUGGACCCGGGGAGGAGAUGAAAGGGGAGGCGGACUGCCUGAGCCUGAGGGGCGGCGUGGUGGGUAUUAUAUGCGCAAGCUCGAGUCGAACCGAGGGAGAAUUGUGAGGGCCCGAGGCCGCCGCGAUGGGCGGGAAACCGCUCAGUAGUAGGCGCGCCGGUUACCCAAGGCGUAAGAAGCCCUUUUCGUCUCCUCGUGAGCGAGCAGCCCGAGGCCCAGCUCAAAUCACCACAGGCUGCCUUGAUGGGGACCUGCUUUGGGGAUCUAAACACAACAUGCCCUUCCAAGACGAGUUGUCAACCCCUGGAUGCCCUCAAAUGGGGGAAAUGAUCGGCAACUCCUUUCUUAUAUCGAGGUCUCUUAAUUUUGACUUCGCUUGUGUGUUUUAAGGGCCCGGAGUAUGGGUCUUCAAUAUAAGAUGAUUAAUACCUUGGAACAAUGGAUUAUAUUUCUAAAGUAGAUAAGAUGGACUUAAAUGUAUAAAUAGUUAUGCGUUGUAAGUCAAAUCAUCUGCACUGUAUUUUCAAAAUCAUGAGCCUGUUUCAAAUACCUUAUAACCCAAAAGGUUCCCUAACUAUUUAAUAAAUAUGAACAGAAGGCAAACCAGUUUUUCCUUGCAUGUCUUUCAGAGAUGCAUCGUGAUUCGUGUCCACUGGACUGCAAGGUUUAUGUAGGUAACCUUGGGAACAAUGGCAACAAAACUGAAUUGGAACGAGCUUUUGGCUACUAUGGACCACUACGUAGUGUGUGGGUUGCUAGGAAUCCCCCUGGUUUUGCUUUCGUUGAAUUUGAGGACCCACGUGAUGCUGCUGAUGCAGUCAGAGAACUAGAUGGGAGGUAAAAAUUCACUUACAUUUGGGUUGAGCUUAUGUGUAUACUCUGAUCUAUUAAUGUAAUAUGCUGCUUUGAUUGAAAAGAAAAUUGGUCACAAAUAGCCUGGCUUCUGUACUUGGAGAUCCAAAAGAAAUAUAACUGAUUUUCUGUGGGAGCUAGUGGGGCUGGGAAGUAAUUCUUACUAACAGUCUGUUAAAUUUGUGUGAAAUGUAAUCCUUUGCUUGUGUUAGAAGAGUUUAUUUUGAGUACAGUUUAAACAUGUUGCAUAUUAUUCCUGAGUUUCUGGAUUUUGCACAGCUAUCAAGUUUUGGAAACACUGGUUGUGAGCUCUUGUGAUUCUGAGUGCCCUGUUUCAAACAUUUAAUGUUUUUUUUUAAAUGGAAAUAUGCUCAACAUUGCAGGCUCUUAAUGGCUCAGCCUGUAGCUGAAUUUCACUCAUGUUGAUUUAAAAACAUUUUUAUUUUGACAUCUAUAAUAAGCCUGAAGCUGAAUAUGUGUUCUAUAUGAUCAAAACAAUUUUAAGUGCUGGCUGCUUUUUAGGAGUGAAAUACUGGUCCCCAGUCUAAUUUUCAGUUAAACAAAACAAAAUUAGACUGACUUGGUAUGGUUUUGUGUUGAAGUUUAAAUAACUAGGGAAAUACAGGGGCACUAGUUGAAGUGUCUGGCUUAGUUUUAUUAGGCUAUUAGAACUAACAACUCUUCCCUUUUUCUCUUAGAACACUUUGUGGGUGUCGUGUCAGGGUUGAACUCUCCAAUGGUGAGAAACGUAGUCGGAACCGUGGUCCACCUCCCUCAUGGGGUAGACGUCCUCGAGAUGACUAUCGUAGGAGAAGUCCUCCACCUCGCCGCAGGUAUUUAGGAGCAAAGAAUUUGUAUAGUAAUGUUUGGCAGUAUUACCAUUUGGCAUAAUAGACUUUUUUUAAAAAAAAAAUAUGCUUGUCUAUACCUACCCAGACACAGAAUUUUAAAGCAUUGAAUAUAUGUUAGAGGGAUACAUUGUGUUGAACACUGACUUUUAUCCUUAGGUGUCUAUACCAGUUGAUAGUGCCCUCUAACAUGGAUUAUCAUCUUUCCUUCUGAAGUCUGUUCAUCUUCUAGUCACUUUCUUUUUCUUCCCAGUACUCCAACUUGGUUUUUUUUUGCUUUUCUUUACACCAUUGUUGUAAACAUUGCAUACAACAGCUUGGCUUUUCCACCUACUUGAGAUUUUUCCACUUUAGCACAAUGAUGCCAGGCAGGCAACUGUUUUAAAAAUGCUGAAGCAAUGAACAGUUGCUUAGCUAAAUCUGACAAUAGUAAAUCUGUUGAAAUAAGACCAACUUUUGAGUUAUGCAGGAAUAAAUUUCAAAAUAAAGCAGGUUUUUUUACAAGUAAUGCAUCCUCUGACCCUGACAGAUUGGUUGGGUGUUUAUUAGUCGUACUUAAGGUCUUUAUUUCUGCAAGGGCUGAUUUUAGCCUGUUUCAGGUAAAUGAAGUCCAUACAAGAUAAGAGAGUGAAAUCUGUUCCCUUUCACUGUAGAACACAAUAGGAGUAUUUGUUAGCUAAUAGAUGGUUGUACUGAUGGCUUGUUUUUCAUUUUUUUAUGCUUUUUUUGGUCCAUCUAUUAAUAAAAAUGAACCCGUUACAGAGUCACCAUCAUGUCUCUUCUCACCACCCUCUGAGUCUGCAUUAGCCAGUCAACUAGCCCUUUCAGCGUCAUGUGACCAGCGCGCCCCAUUCAGCUUGGCUGGUGUCGUUUCACAUGACCCAGGCAUGGCCAGUCGUCAGGUUGCACCGCCCUUUGGUUCCCGAGCAUGCUGUUUUCUCUCAGCCUUCUCUCCAACCUUAACCAAAUCGGCAGCAGCCACCUCGACCGCCCACACAUUCCCGGCCAAUCAGCUCAGCUGUUUAUUUACCAAAUGUCUUCACAACAACUGCAGCAGCAGCCUUCGGCUAACAAAAAAGCAGGAAAAAUCCACAACACCCCCUUCGCCAACCAACUAAAUACAACGCAACAUCUGGCAAAACCUUUUCAGCAAAUUCUUCUUGGCAGUCAGUCCGGCAGCCUCACCUCACCAUUUCUAGCUUGUUGAAACCAAAAACUAGUAAGUUUUUCCUGCUUAUACAGUUUACUGCUGGUAAAAAUAAGGAGUAAGCGGCUUAUAAGUAAUUACUUUUUCUCAAUCAAAGGCUGGCUGUGCAUAAUUUCGUGGUAACAUACAUAUGUUGCUUGAACAAAACUUUUAAGGGUGUUAAGGAAACUUAAUAUAAGAAACUAAACUGCAGUAUAUUUGCAUGCGAGAUGGCAAACUACAUUUAAUUGCUAACUUAGUUCUUCCUUGCAAAAAUCUGCCAACUCCUUUCACCUUUAAACUGUUUUACUAACAGUUUUCGGAACUUAAAACAAUUACUUUGGGGUUAAACUGGGCAAACUAAGGUUCUUUAGACUAAACACACUAUGACAUUUUAAAUUUUUACAUUCACAAAUAUGCAGUUCUAAUGGUGUUUAAUGGCUUUGUCACGGUGUGCGUUAGUCUUUGACUUGGUACCUUGUGUCCUGUUGCGGACUUUUACCUUGCAUGGGUUCCAAAAUACUGGUUUAUACCAAUUUUGGGACUACUUGUGGGACAUUAGUAUAGUGUUCUAGGCAGUGGAUUUAGUUGAGAUGGAAGUGCUGCAUUGGACAGGUUUGCUUAUGACAUGGUGUUAGUUAAAGCAAACUCAUGGUUGGAAGCGUGCUGAUCACACUUGAGUUUUUAAUGCCUGAAUCUUUCCAUUUUGCUGGACGAUGAGUGCCAUGUUAUUUGGCACAUUCACUGGGCCCAACAGUGACUUGACAAGUUGGGAAUUGCCUCGCCCCACUAAUGUUGAAUUGAUGAAAAUACUCACUUUUCUAUUUUUGAUUGUAGAUCUCCACGAAGGAGAAGCUUCUCCCGUAGCCGCAGCAGGUAAACUAUUGGUGCCGCAUUUGGGUUGUCUAGAUAAUGGGUAGGCAAACUAAGACCCAGGGGCUGGAUCUGGCCCAAUCCCCUUCUAAAUCCGGCCCACGGACGGUCCGGGAAUCUGCAUGUUUUUACAUGAGUAGAAUGUGUCCUUUUAUUUAAAAUGCACCUCUGGGUUAUUUGUGGGGCAUAGGAAUUCGUUCAUUUUUUAUUUUUUUCAAAAUACAGUCCACCCGUUCACCCCCCAAAGUCUGAGGGAAAGUGGACUGGCCCCCUGGUGAAAACGUUUGCUGACCCCUGGUCUAGAUAGUGCUUAUAGAAUAAGGGACUCCCCACCCCCUUAAACAGAUGGCACUGUGGUGCAGAUGGCACAGGUGUGACAUUUCAUAGCCCAAAGGAUAGUUGAAUUAUACACUUGAAGUGCCAUAAAUCUCUGACUCCUUUGAAAGUGUACUUGGCCAGCACAGUUGUCAGUAUGCUGUGUAAAAUACAUGCCAAAUGUGUUUAUUAAAGUAUAGUCUAAUCUGAAUUCAGCUUUAAACAAUUUAAAAGUGUGUUUUUUUCUGCCAUCAAAUGCUGUGAUAAACUAAAAUACCUUUCGUUUUGAAUCCAGUAUCAAUGAUGAAUUACAUAUUCUAAAAUGUGCCUCGUAAAUUAAGAUUUUCAAGCAUGUUUACAAGCACUGUACUAGUUAAUGCAUUGAUAGCAUGUGUUGCUCAAAUAGAAAGUAAAACCUGUGCACAUACAUUAGUAUGUUAUAGCCAUUAAUUUGCAACGUAUUUAAAAAUAUGAAUUUAAGCUACAAGAGAAAGGUUAUUCAAGGAGUGAGAUUUGAGUAUGCUGUUUUUCAAGAAUUGCAUGAAAAAUAUAUUCUCUUGAAAUCCUGAUUAUUCCUUUUAUAGGUCCCUUUCUAGAGAUAGAAGGAGAGAGAGAUCACUGUCAAGGGAGAGAAAUCAUAAGCCUUCCCGUUCAUUUUCCAGAUCUCGUAGGUAAGAAAACUUCCAUAACCUUAAUGUCUGAAUAGAGUUUAAUUCUGUAGCAUAUUUACUAGAGAAAUGUCAUUUUCACUAGUGCACUAAUUAAAAGCCUUAUAAUAGGUCAAUUUGUCUAGUUGAAAUUUCAGGUGUAUGUUUAAAUAACGAUACUGAACUACUUCCAUUGUUUGACUGAGAAUCUCAAUGUAUAUUCUAUCUAGCCGUUCCAGGUCAAAUGACAGGAAAUAG